CCUCCCCCCGUGAAUUGUGUGCCUCACUGCCAUCCUCCUCCGUCCGUUUCCCUCCGCGACGCCAUCCGCCGCCAGUCCCUUCGUCGCCCGUCGCCAUCCGCCGACAAACCUCCCUUACCUCGCCUCCGCGCCGCCAGAAGCCGCCGCCGCCGCCGCUCCCUCCGUCGCCCAUCUCAAUCCCGCCGUCGCCCAUCGCAAUCCCGCCGUCGCCCCUCCCUUUCCUCGCCUCCACGCAGCCAGAAGCCGCCGCCGCCGCCCCUCCCUUUCCUCGCCUCCACGCCGGUAGAAGACGCCGCCGCCGCCGCCGCCACUACCCCCGUCGCCAUCUGCCGCCGCCCCUGCCUGCGUACCUUUUGUGCCCCUGCCUGCGUACCUUUUGUGUACCGCCGCCGCAGAAGAUGAACCCAUUCUGUGUACCUUUUGCAACUAUAUGGGUUCUGCCGUACUUGCUAUGGAUCUGGGUUGGAUGGGCCCAAAUUAUUCAAUCUCUACUGCUUGUGCUACUAGCAACUUCUGCAUUCUGAAUGCAGCUAAUCAUAUCAGAAAAGGGGAAGCUCUAAGUAACUUCAUUUUCUUGUGAUCUUUUCUGCAAUGAGUAGUGCCUAAUUGCAGUUGUAACCUAACCAUAUAGGAUGUGAUGCUUUGCGGUGGUUCUGAUGCACCGAUCAUCCCUAUUGGAUUGGGAGGUUUUGUGGCCUGCAGAGCUUUCACAGAGAAACAGUGGUCCAACAAAAGUUUCUCGGCCUUGGGACGUGUUGCUUUUAAAUUGUAUGAUCUCAAACAACAAGGUUUCAUUGAAAAGCAGGAGGACAAGCAAAUGAUGGUCGCAACACUUGCUGAAUCAGGAAUGAAUCUUUCAGAUGAUAUUAUUGAAGGCAUUAUUGACAAGACAUUUGAGGAAGCAGAUACAAAACAUGACGGGAAAAUUGACAAGGAGGAAUGGUGCCGCAAUCUUGUCUUGAGGCAUCCAUCUUUGUUGAAAAAUAUGACCCUCCCAUAUCUCCGGGAUAUUACAACAACAUUUCCAAGCUUUGUAUUCAACUCUCAAGUAGAGGAUGCAUGAGAUCCCAAAGACUGGUGCACAACAGAACAGAUUCUGCGGGGUGCACUUGUGUGUUUUUAUUUCCUUGAAAAUGUAUAUUUUGUGUGGUGGCAAUGUCCUUCCGAGGGUUCUUUUGUAUAGUUCGAGUGCGCUCAGUAUAUUCUACCCAGGAUGUCGGUGUACGAACCAUUUCUUAUCAUGUGUUUAUAAAAAAUGCUCUUAUAAUAUAUUGUUUAAUUAACAA
Molecule: messenger RNA, 1286 nt
Organism: Setaria italica (foxtail millet)
Lineage: Eukaryota; Viridiplantae; Streptophyta; Magnoliopsida; Poales; Poaceae
Product: calcineurin B-like protein 6
Exons: 7
Coding region: 638-1063 (141 amino acids)
Biological process (GO): calcium-mediated signaling
Molecular function (GO): kinase binding; calcium ion binding
Source: RefSeq, a predicted model, not a curated record